GCGAAAAUGAAUUGGUUUCACUUCAGUCUCUCAAGAUAAAAGGCCCUCAGACUGCUGAGACGCAUCAGAUCAUCGGCAAGCGGCUUCUUCAGACCACUUCUGAAGAUGGAAAUAAUGUCCGGCGAGCGUAAGGAUCUGGGUAGAGCUCUGUGCAUCAUCACAGGAGCGUCUAAAGGUUACGGCCGGACGCUGGCCUUACAGCUGAGCUGUCUGAUGAAGCCCAGGUCUGUUCUCAUGCUGGUGGCCAGAAGCGUGGAUCAGCUCAACAAGGUGAAGGAGGACGUCAGGGCUCUGAAUGACGGACACAAGAAGCUGGACGUCCGCUGCGUGCAGGCAGAUUUAGAGAAGACGGAGGGGGUGGAGAAAACCGUCCAGGCAAUUAAAGACACGUCUUCAUCUGAGAUGGAUCGCUUCCUUCUGAUCAACAACGCAGCCUCUCUAGGUGACGUGUCGCGCUCGGCGCUGACCUUCACAGACCCCGCGGAGGUCAACCGUUACCUCUCUCUCAAUGUAAGCUGCGUGCUCAGUCUGACAGCCCGCGUGCUGCAGGCGUUUUCUCAUCGCGUCGGUGUGCCGCGGACGGUGGUCAACGUCAGCUCGUUGUGCGCGCUCAAACCCUUUCCAUCGUGGGUUCUGUACUGCACCGGGAAGGCGGCCCGUGACAUGAUGUUCAGGGUGCUGGCGGAAGAGGAGCCUGACGUGAGAGUUUUGAGUUAUGCUCCAGGUCCUCUGGACACAGACAUGCAGCUUCAAGCUCGUCGUUUCUCUGGCGACGUGAAGCUCAGACAGUCUUUCUGCUCAAUGUUUUCUGAAGGACAGCUGCUCUCCUGUGAGGAGUCUGGUGCCAAACUCAUGAAACUUCUGCUGGAUGACGAGUACCCGUCAGGGGCUCAUGUAGACUUCUAUGAGCUCUGAUGAGACUGGAAUCACAAAUGACAAGCUUAUGUACAUAGAUAGCACUUAUUUCUAUUGACUUUAUGGUACAGCAUGUUGUUUAUAUAUUUAUGUGUUGUAUUUAAUAAAGGGUUUUAACUCCACAUUUACUUUUUUUCUAUAAACAGAAUGACUGAAUGUGUGACCGUCUUUCAGCUUUGACUCUUUGGUUUGUUAAUGCAGCUGAGGACCUCCAGUGGUGAUCAGACACAUAACCAGACGAAUCAGAUCACACCUGGACAAAUAAAGACUAACAGGAAAAAUAUCUGGAAAAUAACAGACAUUGAUAUCUUUAUGUAGCAUAAUUCAUACAUAGAGAUCAUUUAAAAGGCAUUACAUGAUUAAACGAAAUGAACGGAAGAAAAAACAUACAUGAUGGAUAAAAAUGACAGCAAAAUUCUUGAAUUGAAUGAACAUAUAAAACCUGUGACGUGUUGCAGACUGUAAACAUUACGACAA
Messenger RNA from Triplophysa rosa, 1392 nucleotides. RefSeq names its product sepiapterin reductase b (gene sprb). Gene Ontology annotation, biological process: tetrahydrobiopterin biosynthetic process. The transcript has 3 exons. The record is from RefSeq and is a predicted model, not a curated record. Gene Ontology annotation, molecular function: sepiapterin reductase (NADP+) activity. Lineage: Eukaryota; Metazoa; Chordata; Actinopteri; Cypriniformes; Nemacheilidae. The coding region runs from base 106 to 915 and encodes 269 amino acids.